Messenger RNA from Chanos chanos (milkfish), 1671 nucleotides. It is a transcript of the gene tbc1d7, whose product is annotated as TBC1 domain family, member 7. The transcript is spliced from 8 exons. The coding region runs from base 241 to 1125 and encodes 294 amino acids. Lineage: Eukaryota; Metazoa; Chordata; Actinopteri; Gonorynchiformes; Chanidae. The record is from RefSeq and is a predicted model, not a curated record. Gene Ontology annotation, molecular function: GTPase activator activity. Gene Ontology annotation, biological process: negative regulation of TOR signaling; activation of GTPase activity.
AAGAAGAAUACACAUCACAGGUGCCCUCUGCGACAAGCACUCACCUUUCUGCAUGUUCAAGACUCCACCGGUGGUCAACGGAACACUUGAUUUAUCGAGAUAUAAGACUGACGCAGUGUACAAAACAUGAGGACUGUAAGAACGUGUUUAUGUAAGCUAAUAUGAGUCACUUCGACUUUGACGGGCCAGGACGCCUCAUUGCCGGUGAUUAAAAUCGGGAAAGUCCGUGGAUGUGAGGACAUGGCCGACGACCCGCAGAGAAAUUUUCGGUCAGCAUACUAUGAGAAAGUCGGCUUCAGGGGAGUGGAGGAGAAAAAGUCUCUCGAGAUACUACUGAAGGACAACCCUCUCGAUGUUGAGAAGUUGAGCACAUUUAGCCAGAGGUUCCCUUUGCCUUCAAUGUACAGGAUUCAUGUUUGGAAGGUCCUUCUUGGUAUCUUACCACCUCACAGUGACUCUCACUCGCUGGUUACACGUUAUCGGGCGGAGCAGUAUGAAGAUGUGCAAGCAGCGCUCAUAGCGAUGCGAUUUGUUAAUGCGUCGACACCGCCCACUGAGCUCUGUCUUCGCAUGUUUCAGCUGGAGAACCAGCAGCUGCCACGUAGGACAGAGCUAACGCAACCUGAUGAAGAAGAUGAACAUUUCUUGGCCAUUGCCAAAGCGAUGGAAGAAAUUGUUGAUGACCCGGUGGACUGCUAUUGGCUGGUCAGAUGCUUUGUCAACCAGUUUAACAACAAAUUUGGAGAUUCCAUACCACAUCUUCCAAAGAGUCUAGAGCACUUCCUCUCUCAGGAGGACAGUCGUCUGUUGGCCCAUCUUAAGGCAUCUGGCUGCUUGUCAGCUCUGCCCUACUCUCUCUGGUUUAGACGCUGUUUCGCAGGAUGCCUGCCUGAGACAAGCUUGCAAAGGGUGUGGGAUAAAGUUAUCAGUGGCUCCUGUAAGAUCCUGGUCUUUGUCGCGAUGGAGAUUCUACUUACCUAUAAGAUUAUGCUCAUGGGAAUGAAUCGACCUGAGAGUGUGGCCAACUUCCUAACCAAUCUGCCACAGGAAAACACAGAUGCCAUAGUGACCAAGGCCAUAGACUUAUGGCACAAAUACUGUGGGACCCCGAUGCACUCUGUCUAACACACGCGCAUGCAUAUGCACAUACAGAUGUAGAACAUCUGCCGACAACUUUAUCUAUAAGGAUAUGACUGAGUUCAGGCAAUGUAUGUUUAUCAGCACUACAUGGCCGUUGGGUCUUUCUGUAACUGAAAGGACUUAUAUAAAACUCACGGUCUUCAAGUUUGAAUGUAUUUUUUAAUAAGGUUUCUUUACAUCAGAAACUGCAUACAUCACCCAAGAGCAACAGUGGGUUACAACAUUACAUGCACAUCCUCUCUAGACAAAAUUCGCUCAGCCAAUAGCAGCACGAGAGAGGAAUAAGUGACAAGUACAGCAAGACUGUAAACAAAACACAUACACUGCUCAAAAAUGUCAGUUAACCUGCUCUACAUAGAUCCGUGUGCAUGUGUGUCUGCGAGAACUGUCCUCACAACAGUUCUUUAUUAAUGCCCUGUCUUGUUUAUCAAAGUCAAUUAGAAAUGUUUCAAAGACUUAAAAAUUCAUCCUUUUUGGCCACACAAAACUUCCAACUUGUCAGUUUUGGAGUGAGUGAUAAAAAUAAAAGAA